Molecule: messenger RNA, 333 nt
Organism: Sinocyclocheilus rhinocerous
Lineage: Eukaryota; Metazoa; Chordata; Actinopteri; Cypriniformes; Cyprinidae
Product: tetraspanin-1-like
Exons: 2
Cellular component (GO): plasma membrane
Source: RefSeq, a predicted model, not a curated record
AUGACACAGUAUUUUCCUCUGUCCUCCUCUUCCUCAUUGCAGCUGGCAGGCGCUGCCAUAUUGGGGGUAGGCAUCUGGGUGGCGGUGGACAGAGUCUCUCUUCUGGGCAUUUUAGAGAACAUUGAAGGCGCGCCGCCUGAACUGGCCCAGCUGGCAAACAUCGGCUACGUGCUGAUCGGCGUGGGAGCAUUUCUGACCCUCGUGGGCUUCCUGGGAUGCUGCGGAGCCGUAAAGGAAAGCAAAUGCAUGCUGCUCUCGUUCUUCAGCAUCGUGCUCAUCAUCUUCCUCGUGGAGGUGGCAGCGGCGAUAGUGCUCUUCGUCUUUGAGCCUUUG